CAGCAGUCGUUGUAUACUAUUGCAAACGUUAGGCCUCGUAAGCGGUACGUCGGGAGUUGGCAGAGAAACUUCGUAAAGAUUAAACUUUUUAUCCUGGGAUUUAUACGCAUUGGACGAAACUAGAUGAAUAAAAAAUUACCCGAACAAAUGACAACUGCCCGAUAGGCAGUGUUCGGUAGUGGUGCACGUGACUGUGAAAGUUUUGUGAAUUUCUUUUGUGUGUUUCUAAUGCAAUGAACUAUUUAAAUUAAUUUGUUCAUUCAUUUUGGACCAUCACGUACUGUUGCGUUUUAAAAUGCAGAUUUUAAAUCUUCCUUGUUGAAUAUAUGCACAGGACUGAGAAAAAAUGCACAAAGAAAGAUCUGGUAGUUUAGGCUCUGCCAAAUCCGUCCUGAUGGAGGGCAAAACGCCUACGGAAAGUAGCAGUGGAGAUAUUACCAGCCUGGUAGAAAUUGAAAACUCAGACGAUCUGCGUAAAUUGGUCAGAGAGCUCAGACAAAAGACCAGAGCUCAAGCACAACAAAUCUUGGCAUGGAGAAGGGCGUAUAAAAUGCAGGAAUCGUUCGUGUCCAGACUGCAAAGAGAGAAAUGCGAUCAACUAAAGGCCCUUAGUUCAAAACUACUAUUAUUCGAAUCAAGACUAAUCAGAAAACAAAAGGACAUAUCAAACAUGCUAACCCUCAGAGAGACGAUAAUUCAUCGGCAACAAAAACUAAUUGAAACGCUGACCAACCGACUUGUGGACAACGGUCUGGAGAUCCCGCAGUCAGAAUUAACGGAUAUCGACAUCAACUUGCCAGACCUGGAUUCCCUCAACGAUUCCGACAGUGCCGUGGUGAUGGAGGACGUUGAUAGUGACAGUAACAUUUAUCAUGUGCCCAGGUACCGUUCCGAUGGAAUUACAGUGAUGCGUUCUAUAUCGGACGCUAUUGAUCCAAACUACUCGAAGUAUUGCAUGAGGAGAUGUAACGGGUAUCUGCGAAGACCUGAAGUCCUGGAGACCGUCUACAGCGUGGAAGAAGAUGCAGACAACGAAAACCACGAAGGCAAAGAAGACGAAAAAACAGAAGCGAAUAAAAAAAGGGACGCGUUCGCAAGCAGUGGAGGUAAAACCACUAAACCAUGUGACGAUGAAAAACCGAACACGAAGGAACGAAGUAAAGAAAAGAAAGUGUACAGUUAUAAAUGGUCGAAAAACGACGAUAAAUCAGAUGAAUCCCCACAGGAAGAAAAUUCUGGAAAAACACAGACAACAAAUCAAGUUAAAACUUAUAACAGGGUGAUGUCGAAUCACAGAUCGGUAACGAAACCAAAGGAUGUAAAAUAUAAGCGUAUAAAUAAGGCGAAAUCGAAAAGCUUGGAAGAGCUGAGGGGUAGGUUAAAAAAUUGGGUGGAGCAAGGGAGUAAAGUGGCCGGUAUUACUUUGGAGCAUAGUCAAAGUUGUGCAUAGCAAGAGUAAUUUGUUUGUGAUUUGUACUUUUUAUUUAUUGUAUUAUUUUUCUUGUUUUUAUUGUUUUUUCUAUAUACUUAUUUGAUAAGCUUAAAUUUUGCUUAACGAUUGUGAUACUUUGCAUAUAAUUAAUGUUAAAUAUUUAUCUAGGAAAAGCUAAAAUGUUACCAGGUAAAAAUAAAGACAAUC
This is a messenger RNA of Brassicogethes aeneus, 1639 nucleotides long. NCBI's taxonomy places the organism in Eukaryota, Metazoa, Arthropoda, Insecta, Coleoptera, Nitidulidae. The record is from the annotation of a GenBank genome assembly.